Messenger RNA from Nicotiana tabacum (common tobacco), 1186 nucleotides. RefSeq lists its product as uncharacterized. The record is from RefSeq and is a predicted model, not a curated record. NCBI's taxonomy places the organism in Eukaryota, Viridiplantae, Streptophyta, Magnoliopsida, Solanales, Solanaceae.
UCGUGCCUACCCCUCAAACCUUUACAUCCCCACACCACACCCAACAGACAAAAAAUACUUUUGUGUGUGUAAUUUACAGAGAUGAGAAUAAGAAAGCAUGCCAAAAUUUCCCCGCUCCUCUAUUCUUCUUCAUUUCUCAAACAACAAGUUCCCGUUCCCGUUCCCGUUCCCGUUCACGUUUGCCAGCUGAAUCAGUCUCCUUGGGAUGUCAUCACAUUCCCCUUAGAACAAGACGAAGAAAACGAUAACCCAGAAAUAAACCAGUCUCUACUUCGCCCACCACCGCCGUCUUCUUCUUAUCAGCUGGAUGGAUAUGAUAGCUACGCUGUAAAUGGGACCUCUUAUGAUUCAGAGCAGAGCAUCACGUCGAUGAAGCUGGACGACGACGAAAGGGAAACGAAGAAAGAGAUGGAUUGUUCUAAAUGGGAUAACUUUGACAAUAAUAAUAUUGUUGCUGAUGAUUUCGUUAAGUUUGAGAAGGAAUUUGAGAAAGAGAAAGAGAACGAGGAGAUGGAGGAGCAGCUAGGGUUGGAGAAAGAUGGAGAUAAUAAUAUAACGACAUUGUGUUGCAAGAAUGAUGGGAAGGGAUGGCAAUGCAGUAGAGAGGCAAAAGAAGGGCACAUUUUAUGCGAACACCAUAUUGCUCAGGUGAAGAAGCAAUACAGCGACUCAGCUCAUUCUACUUCUAAGCUGACUACGGCGGCGGCGGAGUCCCGCGGCCGCCCCCAUCGUCCUAAGAAAUCAUCAUCUUCCGAAUUCUACUAUUAUUCGGGUUUUGGUCCUUUGUGGGGCAAGAAAAGAAGUCAUGCGAAGACUGAUCCUGCAACUAGUGACAGUCACGGGGCAAAGUCGUCUUCUUCUUCUUCCCAAAUGGAUACUGAAGAAUUUGACGAAGAUGAAGAAAACGGUAAGAUCAAAAGAGCCCGUAAGCCCAUAAAAGCUAGAUCACUCAAAUCUCUUAUGUGAAAUUUAAUGCAACUGCAGUUUUUAUUUUGAGUUUAGUUUAUCAGUGUUUUUGUCGAGACGUGUUGUGAUUAUCGUAGAAUGUUAUUAUUAUUAUUUUUUUUAAGUAGGAGUAAUGUUCUUUAUUUAGGGUAUGGUAGAUUAUUUUGGUUUCAUGGUUAUAAGUGUUCUACUGUAGGUGACAUUAGCUUUUUUGCUUCAGUACUGUAGCCUUGGCAUGUGU